Messenger RNA from Etheostoma cragini (Arkansas darter), 1920 nucleotides. RefSeq names its product zinc finger CCHC domain-containing protein 8-like. The record is from RefSeq and is a predicted model, not a curated record. Gene Ontology annotation, cellular component: catalytic step 2 spliceosome. NCBI's taxonomy places the organism in Eukaryota, Metazoa, Chordata, Actinopteri, Perciformes, Percidae. Bases 30 to 1553 code for a protein of 507 amino acids. Gene Ontology annotation, molecular function: RNA binding; zinc ion binding. The transcript is spliced from 14 exons.
AUAGAUGCUUUCGUAGUGGCUGGGUAAAAAUGGCUGAAGUUGAUUUCGGCGAUUGUGAGCUUUUUCAGCUGCUUGAUGACUCCGCACCGGCCCCAACGCAUAUUUAUUUCACAGAUGAUGAUGAGGAGGACAAGGAAGAAACGAGCCAUCUCCGGAGCAGACUGGAGGAGUAUGAUGACUUUAGUCAGAGUCUCACCGAGGAAAAUAUCCUUGUGUCGGAUGCGCUCAUUUUACAUGAAGCGUUUAAAGUGGUUGGAAGUGUAUUAUAUUUCCCUACAUUCUGUAUUGAUAAACUUGGACAGCCUCUGGUGAAUGAAAACCCCCAGCUGACAGAUGGAUGGGACGUUCCAACCUAUCUCCAGGUUUUUAACCAAGUUGUUGGCACAGAUGGGCAGGACAUAGAAAUUAAAGACAAAAGACCCAAAUCAAUGUGUUUCAACUGUGGUUUGAGUGGUCAUCAGCUAAGAGACUGUCCCAAGCCUAUAGAUAUGGCUGCAAUUAAUGAAAGAAGGAAGGAGUUUAAUCAGAACAAGAACAAGGCCAUGCAGAGUAACCAGCGAUAUUAUACUGAUGAAGUGGAGGAGCGGUUUUCUAAAUACAAGCCUGGAGUCAUGAGUGAGGAUCUGUUGACAGCGCUAGGAAUUGAUGGAAACACCCUCCCACCUCUAAUUUAUCGCAUGAGGCAGUUAGGCUACCCACCAGGUUGGCUCAAAGAGGCAGAGAUGGAAAACUCUGGCUUAACAAUGUAUGAUGGAAAUGUUUCAAUUUAUGGUAAAAUAACAGACACUACCAGUUCGCAAAACAUCUCUUAUGAUGUUUCCAAACUGGUAGAUUUCCCAGGCUUCAAUGUAACUGCAUCACACAACGUAAAAGAUGAGUUCAUGCAGUAUGGUUCUAAUCCAAUGCAGACCAACCACUUGAAGCAAAACUAUGCAGCUUACCUGUCUAGCAACUUCCCUACGCCUGGUGCCACCGGCAACAAGAGACGGCAUGAAUCUGAAUCAUCUCCACAGCAAAGGAAGAAGACGAGGCCCAGUCCGGAUCAGAGCUCUGAAAGAAGCUCGGACAUGGAUAUUGAAUCAGCUAAAAUCAGUGAAAAUGAAAGUGAACCAGUGGUUCAGGAGAUUUGCUCUCAGAGCCCUGGUCCAAUCAAAGCCCCAGACGACAGCCCCCAGAGCCCUGGUCCAGUGAAAGCCCCAGACGAUAGCCCCCAGAGCCCUGGUCCAGUCAAAGCCCCAGACGAUAGCCCCCAGAGCCCUGGUCCGAUCAAAAUCCAAGACGACAGUCCCCAGAGUCCUGGUCCAGUCAAACAUCAUGAAGGCAACCCCCAAAGCUCUGAUCUAGAUUUCUGUAAUGAAGCGGCUGGGUAUUGUGCUUCUCCUACGCAUGACGAGAAGAUAACAGCUGUUCCUCAUCGUAGCAGGUUUGCAGCUGGCAUCGUUCCGUUUGAAGAUACACCAGAGUACACUGAAGUGGCUGAAGCCACAGGGACAUACCUUAGGAUCAGAAACUUGCUUAAGAGCUCCUCUCCGAGUUUAGCAAAAAAAAAAUAACAAUGUACUGGCUAUAUUUGGAACAAAAUAAUACAUUGAUAUUUUAUUUUCAUGACCAUCUUAUCAAGCAUGUUUUUAGAAGUUUAUUUUUUUGUACAAAGUUGAAUGUCUGUGCUGUGUAUAUACAUUUGAUCUGCAAACCUACAAAGGAGGGACAUGGAUUGAUGCUGCAACAACAGUUUUUAAGUUUUGACCAAUAAGUCUCUUUUAUUUGUAACAGUAUUGUUCUUUUUAUUUUAUUGUAAAAUUUGUGAAAUGGUCAUUUCUUGACAUGUAAUAAUUGUAAUACCAUGAUGUUAAAAUGGCCUUUUCCAUUUUCAUUCUACUUAAAUUACUUAAAAUCCAUAAGUAAACUUGCUUUCGCUUG